AUGGGAGGCCUCAUCAGCCUCGAGUCCUUCACCAACCGAUUCGACAACCCGUCGCCUGGAGCCUUGGCAGCCUUUAUCUGGGGUGAUCGCUUUGGCCGCCGCUGGGCCAUCAUCUAUUCGUGCAUGGUCCUCCUCGUUGGCGCGGCUCUCCAGACGUCUGCGUACUGGAAAGCCAUGUACAUUGUUGGCCGCAUCGUGGCCGGAGUAGGCGUUGGGUGUAUAUCCGUCACCGUUCCUAUAUAUGCGUCGGAAUGUGCCCACCCGUCGUGGCGUGGCAAGCUUGUUGUAUUGGAGACAACAAUGGUUAUCAUCGGAAUUGCGAUCUCGAACUUCACCAAUUUUGGUUUUGUCUUCGGCCGACCUGAACUCGACGGAACAGAAGCACAGUGGAGAAUCCCAUUAGGACUUCAAAUGAUCUUUCCUCCCUUCGUUUUUGCAUUGAUGCCGUUCACGGUCGAGAGUCCACGCUGGCUUGCUGCUCGUGGCCGCCACGGAGAGGUCGCCCACGUUCUCGCUAGGCUUCAUGGUCAAGGCUCGACAGCUGAGUCGCCACACAUCCAAGAACAGGCCAACAUCAUCGUACAAACAGCAAUCCACGAGGCGGAGGUGGAGUCUUCAUGGAAAGAGUGCUUCAGUGGCGGCGAGCUGCAGAACUUCCGCCGCCUGAUACUCGCAGCAACGACAGGCUUCCUUCACCAAGCAACUGGCAUCAACGUUGUCAUCUACUAUGCCCCAGUCAUCUUCCGCCAGGUCGGCCUCGAUGAUAGAAACUCGUUCAUCCUUAGCUGUGUCGGCUCCAUUUGCUUCUUGCUGGGAUCUGUCUUACCCAUCUUUUACAUUGAGCGCCUCGGACGGCGCAAGACUAUGAUGAUGGGCGCGGUGACGUGUGGUCUCUGCAUGGGUAUGAUUGCCUGCACUGGUGCGGUGGGCGCCAACUUUCCGGAGAGGGCUAUUGCUACGGGCUGGGCUGGGGCAGCUUUUGUUCUCCUAUUCCAAUUCUGCUUCGGCAUAGGGUGGAAUUCUAUGAACUGGCUGUAUUCGAGCGAGAUCGGUUCCUUGAGAAUGCGAAACAAGACUUCGGCCACUCAAUGCCUGUUCCAUUGGGGCACCAACUUCCUGACUGUCAUGGUUGCCCCGUCUGGCUUUGCUUAUCUAGGAUGCGUAGCAUUGACCAGAAAUCUCAGGAAAUUCUACCUGGUGUGGAUGGCAGUGACUCUCGCUGCAAUUCCCUUUCUCUUAUUUUGCUUUCCUGAAACGGCCGGUCGAACUCUCGAGCAGAUGGACGAGUUCUUCAAAAGGUAUCCACAAUGGAACAUACGGAAAGUUGCGCAUAACACUUUCACCGAUUCAGCCGUGGGCGAGGGGAGUGAGAAGGAAGCUGCAACAGUUCAUCAUUCGGAAGAGCGAGUAUAA
Clonostachys byssicola is the source of this 1413-nucleotide messenger RNA. Lineage: Eukaryota; Fungi; Ascomycota; Sordariomycetes; Hypocreales; Bionectriaceae. The record is from the annotation of a GenBank genome assembly.